This is a messenger RNA of Sparassis crispa, 945 nucleotides long. RefSeq lists its product as hypothetical. The transcript is spliced from 3 exons. NCBI's taxonomy places the organism in Eukaryota, Fungi, Basidiomycota, Agaricomycetes, Polyporales, Sparassidaceae. The record is from RefSeq and is a predicted model, not a curated record. The coding region runs from base 1 to 945 and encodes 314 amino acids.
AUGUCUCUUUUCCGCAUCCCAGUAGAGCUCCUCCUGGAGAUUUUGACUCUUGCUCUUGAUGAGCAUCUAUGUCCUACUGAUGUUCUACGGGUCAACCACACGAUCUCAGAGCUCGGCCAACAUAUCCUGCACUCCAACCUCCAUUUCCGUUCCAUUGGCCAACUCACCGUGUUUGCUCGGGAGACCACACCUCUCGUGUGCCCGCCUAAAAGCCUGGUGAUAACGCUCGCCGGCGGGUCGGCUAGUUUCGAUGUGUUCCUUCAUUUGGCCGACGCCCUGCUGCGAUGUAAGCAGAGCAUCGAUGACGAGGAGCGAAAGCAGGAUAAGCCGGUCCCACUGGACCUGCUCUCGUUGUGCCUACACUCUCACACCAGGAACCCGCAUCAGAAAUACAUAUACGAUGCUUUGACCCUGGCAAACCCGAAAACUUUCAUCUGGACGGGUCCCGAUCCCGACCACCACUUCUCCACAGCGGUCAGUCCAUUCUACUACUUCGUCGCAAUCGUGCCAGCGGCGACGUUCCACCUCUUCUGCGCGAUCCGGACAUGGACGCACAUCGAGCACAUCACGCUUGCGAACCUCUCCUUCCCAUCUGAUCAGCUCGGGAUCCACAUGCCCCACGAUACGCCGCUCUUGCCCGUCAUCCCGAGCCUGCGCACUGUAUGCCUCGGGCAGGCAACCCUCCUCCCGCCUGGUGCAAUCGCCGCUAUGGUAUGUCUCCCGGGCCAGGACAGCCUCGAGCGCAUCAGACUCGUGGACGCAUAUCGGCAGAGCAUCUGGGGGCCACGCUUGCGCAGGGGAGACGUCGAGCGGGCUGCCAUUGCGCUAGGUGUUGGAGACCCUCACACAGUUGUGGAGAAAGUGCGGAGGCUCGUCGUUUGCGAGGCGAAGAACGAGCGCAUCAUGGGCGGAGAUCGUGUCGAGGGACUCACCAUCUUGAUCUGA